Molecule: messenger RNA, 1885 nt
Organism: Oryza brachyantha (malo sina)
Lineage: Eukaryota; Viridiplantae; Streptophyta; Magnoliopsida; Poales; Poaceae
Product: 63 kDa globulin-like protein
Exons: 5
Coding region: 1-1650 (549 amino acids)
Source: RefSeq, a predicted model, not a curated record
AUGGCGACCCGAGCUAGAGCAAUGACCCUGGUCCUCCUCGCGGCCGUCCUCUUUGCCGCGGCAGCAGCUGCAGCCUCGAGGGAGGAUCGCCGCGGCGAGACCUCGCUGGGGCGUUGCCUGCAGCGGUGCGAGGAGGACCGGCCGCGGUACGAGCGGGCCCGGUGUGUCCAGGAGUGCAAAGAGCAACAGCAGCAGCAGGAGCAGGAACGGCGACGAGAGCACGGCAGGCAUGACGACGACCGCAACGGCCGUGACCGGCGCGGCGGUCGGUCUUCGUCGGAGGAGGAAGAAGACGAGCGCCAGCAGGGGAGGCGUGGCCGGCCCUACGUGUUCGGCCGGCGCAGCUUCCGGCAAGUCGUCAGCAGCGACCAGGGCUCCGUCAGGCUCCUCCCGCCGUUCCACCAGGCGUCGAGGCUCCUGCGCGGAAUCAAGAACUACCGCGUCGCGGUGCUCGAGGCGAACCCCCGCUCCUUCGUCGUGCCGAGCCACACGGACGCGCACUGCGUCUGCUACGUCGCCCAAGGCGAGGGUGUGGUGGCAAUGAUCGAGAACGGCGAGAGGCGGUCGUACGCCAUCCGGCAAGGCGACAUCUUCGUGGCGCCGGCAGGGACGAUCAAUUACCUGGCCAACACCGACGGCCGGAGGAAGCUGAUUGUCACCAAGAUUCUCCACACCAUCUCCGUGCCUGGCAAGAUCCAGUUCUUCUUCGGCGCCGGCGGGAGGAACCCGGAGUCGUUCCUGUCGAGCUUCAGCAAGCGCGUUCAGAGAGCUGCUUUCAAGAUUUCGGAUGAGAGGCUGGAGAAGCUGCUGGGGAAGCAGGACAAGGGAGUGAUCAUCCGUGCGUCGGAGGAGCAGGUGCGGGAGCUGCGGCGCCACGCGUCGGAGGGCGGCCACGGCUCGCACUGGCCGCUGCCGCCGUUCGGCGAGUCGUCGCGCGGGCCUUUCAACAUCCUGGAGCAGAGGCCCCGGUUCGCCAACCGCCACGGCCGCCUCUACGAGGCCGACGCCCGCAGCUUCCACGACCUCGCCGAGCACGACAUCCGCGUCGCCCUCGUCAACAUCACCGCGGGCUCCAUGAAUGCGCCGUUCUACAACACCCGGUCGGUGAAGGUCGCAUACGUCCUGGACGGCGAGGGGGAGGCCGAGAUCGUGUGCCCGCACCUGUCGCGCGGCGGCGAGGAGAGCGAGGGGCGCCGCGGCAAGGGCAAGUGGCGUGAGGAGGAAGAGGAGGAAGGGCAGCAGCAGGAGGAGGAAGAACAAGUUGGGAAGGGGUACGAGACGAUCCGCGGUCGGCUGUCCCGCGGCUCGGUGAUCGUCGUCCCCGCCGGCCACCCGAUCGUGGUGUCGUCGUCGCGCGACAGCACGCUCCAGAUCGUCUGCUUCGACGUCCACGCCGAGAACAACGAGAGGAUGUACCUCGCCGGGACGAACAGCGUGCUGAAGAAGCUGGACGCGCAGGCCAAGGAGCUAGCGUUCGCGACGAGCGCGAGGGAGGUGGACGAGCUGCUCAAUGCCCAGCAGGAGUCCGCCUUCGUCGCCGGCCCGGAGGAGAGCGGCCGCCGCGGCGAGCAGGAGGACGAAGGGCGCCACCGCGGGCGCGGCGGCGAGGCGGUGGAGACGUUCCUGCGGAUGGCUGCCGGUGCGGUGUGAGUGACCGUGACGUGCUCCUCCGCGCCGCGGCGAAGAGCGGCGCGCAGAGUGAUGCGCGAGUGCGUGCGUGAGCCAUCCAAGCUGCCGAGCUGUGAGAGUUGGGACGCGUGACGUGUGUGCCUGUAAGCUUUUGUAAGUAGGCGGGAACGAGCGAAAAUAAGUGGGUGGCUCCUCUACGUGCGAUGAUGUAUAAUAAGGCGUGUCCAUGUAAGCAAGUAAAUAAAGAAGAGUUUGC